Oppia nitens is the source of this 1777-nucleotide messenger RNA. RefSeq names its product BTB/POZ domain-containing protein 17-like (gene Tango10). Lineage: Eukaryota; Metazoa; Arthropoda; Arachnida; Sarcoptiformes; Oppiidae. Gene Ontology annotation, molecular function: protein binding. The annotation marks the transcript as partial. The transcript has 2 exons. The record is from RefSeq and is a predicted model, not a curated record.
UUCGAUUCGAUUUUAGUUUCGAUUUUAAAAAUUUAAAAAUAAAAUUAAAACAACAACUGGACAAACUAUAUAUAUAUAGUGGCCACUCUCCGUGGAUUCGUUGACUGAUUGACCGAAACCCCGAUAUAUMGAKAGAKAGAGAGAGAUGUCUGGUUACGAAUCCAAUGGCAGCAGCGGUAGUAGUGAUGGCCAUCAACAACAACAACAACAACAUCAGCAUAACUAUCAUCAUCGGUGGUGUAGCGGUUGCCGCGGGGACAUUAACAUCGGCGGUAAUAACAGCAACAACAACAGUGGCGGCGGUGGCAGCAGUAGUUGUCACGGAUGUCAGCCCCAGAAGAUCGACAAUUCGGUUAAAGUAUUGGAAAAGAUUGCCGGUCUGUACGCCGAACGACUGCUAAGCGAUAUCGUACUCGAAGUCAAUGGCCGGCCGUAUGCAUCGCAUCGGCUAAUACUGUGCGCGUCCAGUGAUGUCUUUCAGGUGAUGCUAAUGAAUCCGAAUUGGACGGAAAGCCAAGAGCGGACAAUCGUAUUGCAAGAGGCGGCCGAUUGUGCCCGAGUUUUCCCCGAAUUUCUCAAAUAUCUCUACACCGGUAUUAUCAAUAUUAAUCACUCGCUGGUGUUGCCGCUGGUUUCGUUGGCCGACAAAUACAAUGUACGCGAUUUGGUGGCCCUAUGUGUCGAUUAUAUGCGCAAUCAUAUGGUAGCGGCCACCAAACACAAUCGUGUUGUAUCGUGGCUACAGCAUAUACUCGGUAGUGAUGGCCACGACCAAUGUGUACGGGCGUGUGUCAACUUUGUUACCGCCAAUUUCGAACAAGUGGCCAAAACUAGCGAUUUCCAGACAAUGGAAACCGAUGUUCUGAUACUAUUUCUACGUAAAUCGGAUCUGGUUGUUACCGACGAGUAUCGAUUGUUGCAAAUUGUUACCGAAUGGCUUGAGUCGCAAGAGGACAAACUUCGUUUGGUUGGCGACGAAUUUUUCGAUUCAAUGGUACCGAUAGUCAUGUCGUUCAUACGGUUCCCGAUGAUGGAGCCCAGACAGUUGGCCGAGUUGUUAAUCAAUCCGCUGAUGAUACGCUACAAAGAGUUUUUCGUACACAACAUGUCGCUGGCCAUGAAAUAUCAUCACGAAGGCUUGACCGGUGAACUACUCGGCCAAUUGCCGGCCAACUCAUUCACACCGCGACUCUAUACUACCGAAAAGUGGAGUUCUAGUCUAGUUAUUGACAACUAUCGUAAUCUCCCGGUUUACGGCGUCCGGACACUAGUGUUUACGACGCCGUCGGCACUGUCCGAAGUUGAUGCCCGACGUAGUGCCCAAACUGCUACCUAUCAUACGUCAACAUUCAAUGACCAGUGCUGUCCGUACGAGUGGGCCAUCGAAAUCUAUCCGAAAGGUGUCUGGUUUAAGAAGUUUUUGCUGAUCCACUAUAGCGGUUGUCUGGAAAUACCCGAAUCAGUGUCGAAAACCGUUCGGCUGACUGUUCGACAAAGCGAUCGGCUGUCCAGUCGUCGGGUAUCUAUAGGUGUACUGCUCUACGGACGAGUCGAUGGCAUCGAAUACAUUCAUCGGGUCAUCCAGAAGACACACAUAUUUACCGAUAAACAUCGUCUGGUCAACAUUGACGAUAUUGUCGACUUUGGCCAACUUAACGAACAAUUUGUGUCCUCCUCGUCAGCCAAUGGCAGCCCAAUGCCCGAUACCGGUGCUGGCGGUUGUUUCCAAGACACUGGCAAUAGUAGUAAUAGCUAUAGUUUUGGUAGCAAUACUACU